This is a messenger RNA of Fusarium redolens, 870 nucleotides long. Its product is annotated as KptA family-domain-containing protein. Lineage: Eukaryota; Fungi; Ascomycota; Sordariomycetes; Hypocreales; Nectriaceae. The coding region runs from base 1 to 870 and encodes 289 amino acids. The transcript is spliced from 2 exons. Gene Ontology annotation, biological process: tRNA splicing, via endonucleolytic cleavage and ligation. The record is from RefSeq and is a predicted model, not a curated record. Gene Ontology annotation, molecular function: tRNA 2'-phosphotransferase activity.
AUGGCUGACGAGGCUCUUAUCGAUGUUGAGGACAAGAUGCAGAAUAGACCACCAAGAUCAAGAGGUGAUAGGGGACGAGGAAAAGGCAGCGGCGGCGGCGGUCAGGGAAGAGAGGUGCAGGUGUCGAAGGCCUUGUCCAAGCUCUUGAGACAUCAGGCAGCUAAUGCUGGCAUUCAACUCGACGAUGAAGGCUAUGCGCCCUUGGAUGCUGUGCUCGCAUGGGGCCCCUUGCGAUCUUUAAAGGUCACGUUUGACGACAUCCAGUCCAUUGUCACAUCCAACGACAAGCAACGGUUUACACUCAAGCCCAACUCUGUUAAGAAUCCUUCCCUAGAUGCCAAGUCCACCCUACCAGCCGAUUAUCUCAUCCGUGCCAACCAAGGUCAUUCCAUCAAGCUUGAGUCCGCAGCUCUUCUGGCGCCCAUCACUCUCGAGGGCGGUAACGUCCCUGAGCGUGUCCUCCAUGGAUCCUUCUUUUACUUUUGGCCACGCAUCGUCGAGUCCGGCGGCCUCAAGCCCAUGAGUCGUAACCAUGUCCACUGCUCAACAGGAACGCCCGAGGAAGGCGUCGUUAGCGGAAUGCGCAAGGAUGCAGAGCUGAUUAUCGAGAUCGACGUUAAAGCAAGCUUGAAGGAUGGCGUGAAGUGGUGGCUGAGUGACAAUGGAGUGUUGCUGACGGAAGGCGACGAGCAGGGUGUUUUGAGCACCAAGUACUUCAAGUUGGUGACGGGGCGUAAGGUUGAUGUUGGUGUACUGUGGCAAGACGGUCAGUGGAUUGCUGAUCUACCAGCUGGCUUGAAGAUAAGCCCUCCGCUUGGAAAGGGUCCUCGACAGGGUGGUGGAAGAGGAGGAAGGGGUGGUAGACGCUGA